GUCAAAAAAUAAGGAAGUUUAGUUCGGUGCUAUGUUAAUUGAUAGCAAUAUCAACUUUACCAGACAAUUUUAUGAGCUCAUAGCAAAAAAUGGUCACACAUUGGGGUGGCUAAGGCUAUUGCAUGGGCUCCACAAACGUUUAAUUUGUUUCUCGAACAGUCAAUUGGUCUGUAAAUGUUUAAACAUAUCCAAAGCUACCGUCUGCCUUCUGAGGUACUGUACGGGGGACGCAAACUUUUGAAUGUACUUUAAGCAUAGAAGCCCGCCCUCUUCCAGCUCGGCAAUGGCAAGCCACGCCCCACGUACGUGACACACAUGCAAGUGUCUGUUAGUUGUGCCAGAUAAUUUAGGCGAUUUGUUAAAGUUGUCAGUCAUCUGGGUUAACACUUGGGGGAUCCAAUUAAACUUUAGGGGUAUCCAGUUGUACCCACAUACCUAGAUAGACGACGCAAGGAGUGCUGAGCAGUCAACUGACAACAGACAAACCCACACUAUGUGGCGUGUAUCUAUGUCUAUGGUUCUACCCCAGCUUCUCCUUAAGCUCCGCCUCUGCCACACACCUUAUAAACAGGGAACAUAACCUGCAGGGAUGAUGCCAGGAUUUCUGGGCCCCAUGAAAAAACGCAUUGGGCCAACCCCCAUUGGGCAGCUGUUGCCACUACAGCUCUACUGACAACAGGAUGUGAGAAUGGAAUACCUCACCAAAAGACAAAGGGGGGAACUUGCUGCUCAGAAAGUUGACUUCCUCAAACACCACAUCUUGAGACCGGUGAAACUGAGCGUCACCGAGGAUGGAGGGUUACACAUUGGGGAUGUUGUGAUGCUGGUGAACAUCGGCGAACAGGGCGAGUGUUGUGCUUUAAGCAUCAAUGCAUACAUUGAGAACAUCGUGAAGACUCCCUCACCUGGCAUUAUUGCUCCAUGUGGAGUUAGUGCAGGGAGAAGCAUCCAGCCCUCUGUGCGUACUGCAUUCAUCAUUUCCAGUGUAGAUGGCACUCCUGAAGGAUCUACUCUGCACUACGAGCAAAGUUUUGCCCUGAAAACAACAAGUGGCUUUGCCCGGGGUCUUUAUCUGACAAGUGACGUGCUGAGUUUCAGAAAGUCUGCACAGAGGUCUCGUCUCCAGGAAGUAAAUGUGGACGAAAGCAAUUCCUUUCUCUCCUGGUGGAAGAUAGUGCACUUUGAUCCCCAGGAGAGACUUGAACACGAGGGUCUGCCGGUACCUGCUAAUCUCAACGUGGUCAUCCUCCACUGCAAGACCAACCGGGCUCUGGCUGUUUUGGAACAUCACCUUCUUGGGACCACAUAUGGCAAUGAAUAUGAGGUGACUGCUCAUACUUUCUUGGACGCCCAUAAAGCCGAAAAGUCCAACAAUCACUGGAUACUGUGCACCUCUGACCCAGGACGCGAAGGGCUUGUGCUUCUUAAUCGCCUACAGUCAGAGGCUGACAGCAUGGCGUCAACACAAGCCAACACUAACAGUCCGACAGAGUACAUCGCAUGCAGUGUAUGUAAUUAUAGGGAAAACAGAUAAUUUGGAACAAUCUUAGAAAAAAACACUUGACACACCAGGAUUUGAACCAUAGUUGCAUUGCUAUAAUAAAAGCUCACAAGGAAUUCUUAUUGGAAUAAAAAUUGUAUAUGUAGUUCUCCGGCUGUUCUUUAGUAAUAAUUAACCAUGUGAUAGUGGAGCCUACAGUGAGGUCUGCUUCCCACACUCUGAAAAAUGCUAUUCAUCGCACUUUUAAGGGACAUAAUGACUUGACUGGGGUGAUAGCCACUAUUAAAGGUUCUGUUUUUGUCUACUGAACAGUAGUUUGGGAGAAUGGCAUGGUUACUGGGAUUUGGUGCUUCGCAUCAGGAGCCUCCGUCCCCAAAAUCCCCAAUCCAAUUGAGGUAUCUUGUACCCGCUCAAAUGGAAAGUUGUCAUGGUGCGUUCUUCUUCGUCGUGUUUUUCUUCUGUUGUUUAUUAGUGGUUGGCAAGCAGCUGUCGGUGUGCAUUACCGCCAUCUGUGGAACAGAAUCUAGAAUCUAGUCUCCAUGUACUUGUGCGUCUCAUGGGCCGCCUUUUGGGAGCCCUUUUGCUAUUUUUUAGGCAAGUUUUUUUUCCCGCUGAUUAACCUAGCAUGAAUUAUUUCAAGCCAAUGCAUGUACCACGCCUGUAAAUAAUGACUCACUAGUGUCUGUUCCUGCAUUAUGGGAUCCUCCUCAGUUCAUUUCAGUUUCUUGAGUAUGCCAACUCUCAACCUGCGAUGUAUCAAACCGGGCAUGAAUACAGUGGGGUGAAAAAGUGCAAUCUAAUGUUCAGAUCAAUAAUAAACCUAACUGGUUGAGGUCACCCUUAGCAGCAACAACUGCAAUCAAGCAUUUGUGAUAACUUGCAAUGAGGCUCUUACACUGCUAUGGAUGAAUUUUGGUCCACUCAUUUUUGCAGAAUUGUUGUAAUUCAACUAUAUUGGUGUGUUUUCGAGCAUAUGAACCGCAUUUUUUCAGGUGAUGCCACAGCAUCUCAGUAGGAUUCAGGUCAGGACUUGACUAGGCCACACCAAUUUCUUCAUUUUGUUCUUCUUCAGCCAUUGGCGCACUACCACCAACAUAUUUUACUGUUGGUAUGAUGAUUUUUUUUCUGAAAUGCCGAAUUACUUCUAUGAAAUAUUGUAGGUUUUGUACAUGUCCCGCAUUUUCUCUGUGAAAAUGAGGUGGGGUUGUGUGAAGUAGAUAUGCCUAGCCAGUGUAUCACCUCUCUCAAAGAAAUGUCACUUGCUGCGUGUUGUACCUUGUCUUCAGCAUCUCACUGGUUCUGUCCUUAUCCUACCUACUCAUAAGGACCUCAUAUAACCCCACCUUAAAACUACUUCAAUAACAUUCACACAAAUGUUAAUGAGUCAUUUCCCUAUUUACUUUCAAACCGGUUUUAUAUUUGCAUU
Molecule: messenger RNA, 2927 nt
Organism: Doryrhamphus excisus (bluestripe pipefish)
Lineage: Eukaryota; Metazoa; Chordata; Actinopteri; Syngnathiformes; Syngnathidae
Gene: cfap161
Product: cilia and flagella associated protein 161
Biological process (GO): cilium assembly
Cellular component (GO): motile cilium
Source: RefSeq, a predicted model, not a curated record